AUAUCAUCAGUGAUGUCAUCCUGGUAUCGCGCUCAAAGCGCAGCGUUUCAGUCAAUCGCUGACAUUCCGAUAGACAACAACGUUUCCUCUUUGAGAACUGACAUUAAAACAAGACAAUCAUGGCCCAUUCUAUGACGAUUAGAACACAACAAACAGUAACAACGACCGGUUCGACGAUUGUUAUCAACACUGGCCAUUUAAAAAGUUGGAGCGGUAUAUUGAAACUUUUACAACUGGCGAUGGGGAUAGUUUGUGUAGGAAUCAUCGGUAAUGAAUAUCCUUAUGCCAGUAAAACGGAAGAGCCUUUCUUUUUUGUCAUAACGACUACUUUUAUGAUUGGUACUUUCAUUCUUCUCCUCAGUUGCCUAAUAUCUUUUUCUACCGCAGCUAUUAUAUCCAAGACGAUUUACGAAUUUAUUUAUCAUUUCAUUGCAUCUUUAUUAAUAUUUUCGGCUUCAUUGACGUUGUUGGUGCACGUCACUAAUUAUAGGCGAUCGAACUUAUUAUUAACCGCUGCUAUUUGCGGUCUGAUAAACACAGCUUUAUAUAUCUGCAGCACAAUCUUCGCUUUUCGCAAUUACAGAGGAGCCUAAGCGAUCAAAUAAUGCAAUCGGAAGUUUUUAAAAAGUGAAAAGGUAUCACUUUUAUACAAAUUACAGUCUUUAUGCAAACUUAUUUAUUUUACAAAUAUUAUUCAAUUAAAUUGAUGCAGAAGCUGUACAAUACAUAUGAACUGUUUGUUGUCAAAUAACAAACAUUCGAGAUUUCUGAGGAAUAUUUAAAAAGUGAUGAAAAAUAUUUUGUUGAUCUAUGCUAUGCGUUUCAUAAAAUUUUGACAAAAUUCAUCCUUUAUACUUUUAUACGAUAAUAUUAUUGGUCCUUACACACAAAAUUACGAGAUUUAUAAUGCUCACUAGAUAUCACUAAUGUUAUUUUAAUAUCAUUACGUUAUUUUAAUCCCAAAUAUAUAAAAGAAUUUGUGUUUUGAAAAUUGCACUUUAUGUAACAUAUUACAACGAAAAGUACGUGAAUUUCAUAUUAUUCUUAAUCUCAAAUUAUUUGAAUAUUUUAUUGCAUACGUUUUGUAUCAAUAUACGACAUUCGCACUUGUAUAAUAUAUUCAUCGCGGUCUUGCAAUGAUUAAGUGAUUUGCGACUAAUAUUUUCGCAGAAUAUAUAUUUAACGUAAACAUAUUUAUUUUAUGCGCCUAUAAAAUAUUUAUAUUCAAAAUAAAUAAUUGAAUAUAAAUUAUAUCAUAAUUGAUCUCUAUUAGAAGAUUCGGACAAAAGUUUCGAACAAAGUAGUAAAACGGUUCAAUCAAUAGGUUAUAGAUUACUAUUGCAAGAGUUGUGUGUGUGUAUGUGUAUUGAUUACUUUGUACUUAAUUAAUUUUUAUCUGCUUGUGUCUUCACUUCUUUUGUAUUGAUGAUAUCUUUGAUAUUCUCAUUUUCUCUCGUCUCUGAUUUAUGUAUGAUACUUGUUCAUUUUAAUUAAUUUUUUAAAUCCAAAUCACAAAAUCUUAAAAAAUUUUCCUAACAAAUAUAUAAUUAUAUAU
Molecule: messenger RNA, 1555 nt
Organism: Linepithema humile (Argentine ant)
Lineage: Eukaryota; Metazoa; Arthropoda; Insecta; Hymenoptera; Formicidae
Product: protein singles bar
Cellular component (GO): membrane
Source: RefSeq, a predicted model, not a curated record